ACAUAAUUUUAAUUAAUUUAUUUCCAUGGCCGAAAUUACACUCAAAGUGUCCGAAAUUAGAAGCUGGCCGAAAUUUUGCACACUUCCCCUAAUGCCAUUUGGAUGAGCAACUUGUGAAAAAGAUUUUUUCAGGAUGUUUGUAUCAAUUUUGCCGCAAUUAAUAGAAUGUCAUAAAAAGGUCGGCUAAAGCCUUUUUCUUUAGGUUUAAGUGACAUAUUUAGCAUCAGUGGGCUUUAGUGUAUUAUGUGAAACAAUAUUUGGUAUUUCCAGUUUAAAAUGUCGUCUUGGAAAAUUGUUGGAAAUUAAUACCCCAAAAAUGGCUAUAUCUACCCAAGCGGGGCACGUGUAGCCAAUGUGUCAUAGUUUUUUCAUUAUCCUCUGUAGGACAAGUCAAGGAUCUUAAAGUUUUGAACUACACGGUUUUAUACAGCCAAUAUCAUAAUGCUACUUAUGAAACAUAAAAACAUUAGACAAACCUUACCAUUUUUCACAAAUUAUGCGUGAUGAAAAAGUUUCAUUUGCUGGCUAAAUCUACUCCAGUCUCCCCUAGGGUUAGUAAACUGACGUGAAGCAUAUGCUCCAUGUGGGUCAAAUGUCCUUUUUCAAUGCAAGCGUAAUUUCAGCACUAUUAAACUUUAAUAAUUGUUUCAAAGCCUCUAAAUCAAGCAACAAAUUGAAAUUUGCUUCGCUUAUAAUAAAUAAAUUAUCUAAUUUAAUUCUCUCUUAUUGCGACACGAAUGAACCACACUUUAUAGAACAAUUUAAAUUUGAAUUAACUUUUCUGCAAGUUCUCUUACCAAAUGUGUCGUGUGUUUUGGAGAGGCUCUAUGCUCCUCUAAGUUAUUUUAAUUGAUAAAAAUGACGAGUAUGAAUACUAAAAGCGUGACCAAUUCGGAAAAAAAGAGUGAAUUAAAACAAGUCUUCGUACAUUUACGAAAUUGCACAUUGACUUUUUUUUUUCAAAGUUGUAUCUGUGUGACUUGGUCUUUUUGAUGAAAAAUGAACUCGUUGCGUGUUUUUGCUGGGAAAAGCGCCGGCUAUGGUUAGGCGGCGGCCGGCGGGUAGUUUGAAUGUAUUUUUCGAAGGCAAAGUGGAAUGGAAUCGCAAGUCGUUGUCAUUCAGUGUAAAACCUUCGUGGAGUCAUGAGGUGUAUUUCUGACUCUGUUCCAGAGAAGAGUUUUUAGUGCAUUCACUUGGGUCGUUUUCUGGUGGUUUGUAAUAAGAUUUUGUGGUUUAGAGUGAAGAUGAGUCAGUGAUUUUUAGAUAUUUGAAAAUUUUGGAAAAAAAAAUUGGAGAAACUGAAAGAAAUAGUGAAGUGAAGGCAAAAAAGAAAAGCAAAUCUCUCCCGCAAUCGCUUAUUAUAUCACCCAGAGUGAUUUCGUGUUUCGUGUAAUAUAUAUAGUAUAUAGUAUUUUUCUGUGCUUCUUUUUAUUAAGACCUUAAAAGACCAACUCACGCAAUUGAGUGCUGAAAGAGUUUCUCAAAUGGAACCUGUCUUGCCUGGAGAGUUUGUUGGAUUUAGGAUGUGGCUUGGCUAAAAGUUUUUCUUUCUUUUGCAAAAAAUUGCAGUUUAUUUUUCCAAUUAUUCAAGCAAUUAACAAUUGAUUGCAUUGAGUGAAUUUCUUGUGCAAAAAAAAACUCAAAAGAAAUAAUAUAUAGACAUUUGAAAGAUCUCUGAUAUAUAAAGAGAGUGAUGAUUGAAAAGAGAAACAGUGGAUGAAAUUGUGAAAAUUCCUAAGGAAUUUCACUCUGUGGAAAUUUUUAUUAAUGUACUUUAUAUAUAAAACUCUUUCCUCUCUUUCAAAGUAUUGCACCGAAAGAUAAUUUGAGAGUGAUUUCAAAUUAUAGACAUUUUUGUGUGGUAUCCCCAUGAAGAAGAAAAUAUAUUAAUUGCAGUGAGAGAGUGGAGAAAUUUUUUUCACAGCACUAUUUUCGGUUAGUGUGUCACAUGAUUGAAAUUUAAAGUAGAAGUUUAACAAAAAAAAAAGAGAUGAGAAGAAACAUUUCACCUGAAGACCUAAGCUUGGGAUAAGACAGCUUCAACAUUUCUCAUUAGUGCGUUUUGUGCGUUUAUAAAAAUUGUGUUUCGUAAUUUGGGAGAGUUGAAUUAUAUUUGUCUAUGUGAAAGAACAAAAAAGAAAAAAUAAAUUGAGAAAUAUAGCUGACAGAGAUAGAUGACAAGUGCGGUCUUUGGAUUAUUCAACAAGUCUCUCCCCUAAAUAGAAGAACAACAAAUCAAAAUUAAUAAAAACGCCUGAGUGUUGGACAGUUACGUAAAGAAAAAUAAACUCUUAAAAAAAAACAGUGAGAGAAAAAGUGGAUAGGCGGGUCGAAGGACCAACAAUGAAUCCUACGAGGUCCUGCUAAAUCGGACUUGAAGUUUUUUUUUUCGGGGCAAAAGACAAAGUGGCAUUUCAAACUGAAGGUGUUGAGCGCCGUUGGGUGCGACAGGCCGUAAUGGGUGUUCUACGAUGGCGCGAUUUGCCUGGAUCCCGGAAUUCCGUGGGUUCCCGGACAUCAAUUGAGACUUCUCGGGAGGAGCGAGUACCCAACCUUCAUACCCCAAUUGAUACCCAGAGCCUCCCGAAUAGUCAACAAUCGAGCGGAUAUCGCACCCUCCGGCACUCCUUGAGCACGUCAUCGAGCUCCACGCCGGCCUCGCCACAGCUCCCGCCUCACCAUCCGCCACAUUCUUAUCAGUCCCAGAGUUCUGUGUCCUCGCAGGCGUCCUCGGUGGCGCCGCCGCCAUCGCAGCGACUCCUCGAGGACACACUGGCCAAGGCGGCGCCCUACCCCAUGAUUGUCCUUCCCACCACCGGCGGCUACUGGCUCGAUGGCACUGACCACGAGUGCGCCUUUGACACUCACGGAAAUCCCGUGCUGGCUCAGAAUGCCUGGAGGGCAAAAUUUGAGACGGAUGACACAGCCAAGUGCUACAGGCGCUUCUUCAUUGGGCGCGAGCACUCGAAUCUCGUGGGACAUGAUGAGAAUCUGGGACCUGUGCUGAUGAGCAUCAAGGCUGAAAAUGUGGCAAAUCAGGAACACGUGAGGAUUCUCUUGCGACUUCAAUCCGGCACCAUGCACGAGAUCAUCCCGACAUCCUGCCUCAUGCCAAACCCAUCGCCCAUUCGCAUGGCCAAACUCCUCAAUGAACAGAUCAAUGUGGACAAUCUCACUCCCAUUCUCUGCCCCAAAGCCUCCACCUCAAUUGCCAGCUACGAUGAGCACGUGCUCGUCAGCAACUUCAAGUUUGGCGUGCUGUAUCAGAGGUUCGGGCAGACGACGGAGGAGGAACUUUUCGGGAAUAACACAUCAUCACCGGCUUUUGAGGAAUUCCUGGACACCCUUGGUCAGAGAAUCAAGUUAAGAGAACAUAAAGGCUACCGCGGUGGAUUGGACAUCCAGAAUGGACACACGGGUGACACUGCAGUUUAUGAGGUGUUCAAAGACCGUGAGAUAAUGUUUCACGUGUCCACCCUGCUGCCCUUCACGGAGGGCGAUCCGCAGCAGCUGCAGCGAAAGCGACACAUUGGCAACGAUAUCGUGGCUAUCGUGUUCCAAGAAUCCAAUACACCCUUCUCCCCUGACAUGAUUGCCAGCCACUUCCUACACGCUUUCAUUGUGAUUCAACCACUGGAACCCAAUACACCCAACACGCGCUACAAGGUCUCCGUCACGGCCAGAGACGAUGUACCCUUCUUUGGGCCCACCCUACCCAAUCCGGCGGUGUUCCGGAAGGGACCGGAAUUCACGGAAUUCCUCCUCACGAAGCUCAUCAAUGCCGAGAAUGCCUGCUACAAGGCGGACAAAUUUGCCAAAUUGGAACUUCGGACACGAACUUCGCUGCUGCAGAAUCUCGUGCUGGAACUGAGGGAGAAGACCAGGGAUUUCCUGGGGAUGGACAUCUCACCAUCCUGCGGGAAUAUGUCUCCGUCUCCGGACACCUCAAAGUCCGACAGUGGCAAUGCAGGGAGUCGCUUCAUAGACACAGUUAAGAAGGCUCUCAACUCCCGACUGAGAUCUCAGAGUGUGGACACGAGCACCGGGGACAAGGGUCAGACCCCAGCAGGGAACUUCGGGACGGGAAAGAAGACCAAAGAAAGUGAUAAUUCAACGGGAAGUAUGACAAGGACACUUUCCAAAUCCAACACGGGAUCCAUAAAGAAGUCUCCGGAUGGGUCAAUUGCCAGUUCUCCUGACAUCACAUCCCGCGGUCCAAUCAACAACAAUAACCACAUCAACAGCAACAACAACGGCGGAACUGUGAAUGGGAAUGGGAAUGGACCAGCCAUGUCUGAGACGAGUGACGAUUCGAGUUUGAACAGUGUCGACCUGGAUCCAAUGGCUUUCCAAAAUAUGGACGGAGGAGCUACUUAUAUUGACAGCGACACUGGCCUGGAGUCCAUGUCCUCAGCUGAAGCCACCACAAAGGCUUGUUCGCUGUGCUUGGACGGAGUAUCGCCCGGAAAUUUGCUGGCUGGUCCGGCUGAGGCGAUGCAACAAGUGGAGAACCUCCGGCAGGAAGUGACUCGCUUAAAGUGUGACAAGCUAGAUUUGCUGCGUCAGAAUGUGAAUUGUCAGCGAGAUAUUAAGAGGCUACGUGAGCGUGAAUUGUCCCUUCAGGGUGAUUUAGCGGCAGCUGGGAAGGAAAUUCUGCGGCUAAGGGAUCUUCUGAAGGAAUAUAUGCCAAAUUCUGUGGCAGAUCCACAUUCCAUCACGCCCAUUUAAAUGAUUUUCUUUUGGAUAUUGAGAAUCUCUCAAAAAUAAGAGGAUUUAAAAGAGGGAGAAAUAGAGAAAACAGUGCUUAAAUUUAUUAAAAAGGGCAUAAAUGUCAAUUAACUGACUUUUUUUUUUAGAUAAAAUUGAGAAAAUUGAAAUGUUUCCUGUUGACAUAAAAAAAAUUUAUAUGAGCAUUUAGAGAGGGAAAAUUAGGGAGCAUUUUCUUGUGCAAUAAGAUUUUAUAAGGAAGAAACCCUCUUAAAAAUGUCAUUUUGGUGUAACUGCCUACUCUUAUUUUAAGAGGAGUGGUUUUUAAAAAAAGAGAAAUUAUGAAACUUUUGACCAUUUUUAUCGUCAAUUCUAACAAAUUGGAGCUUAAAACAUACACAAAAGGAUGCCUCAAGGAUCAUCCUUUCUUCUUAAAAUGAUAAUUCAUAGAAAUAUCUAUUUUGAAACAAGAAAUCUAUAUUACUUAAUUUUAAGAGAAAUUAGAAGAAUCCAAAUAUUAAUUGUUAACUGAUAUUUUACAAUGAAAAUUGGGAUGUCUGCUACAAGAAAAAGGAGCAUAAAAAUGAAUGAAUGCAUCAAUGGUGAAAUAUAUAUAUUUUCUAUAUAUUUAGAUUUAUUAAUAAAGGAAAAAUCCUAGAAGUAACUGUGAGAAAAUUUAUGAAUUUUCAUGGAAAUCGUAGAAAAUUUCUAUACAGAAUUUACCCAAACUAAUUUAAAGUAAUUUAAAAAAAUAACAGCAACACAUUUUUUUUUUUGAAAUACACCAACCACUACUUUUACGAAUUAAACAAAGCCUAUUUAAAAAAAGAAGAAUACUUUAAGAAGAAAACUAAAAAUAUAAACGUCACGAACGAAAAAGUGAAAUGACAACAAAAUAUAUUUGAAAUUUAUUAAAUAAGAUGCACAUUUUUAGUAAUAUAUUGUUAUACUUCAUUGAAUGAAAUAAAAAAAACACUCUUUUGUGUGUAAAAAAAAUAGCAUAAUAAAAAUUCUAAGAGGAAAGAAAUCAAAUGAUAAAACCAAAGUUUAACAAGAGAAAAAAAAUAUAGAAAAAAAGAGUACAAGAUUUAUCAAUGUUUAAUGGUGUUUGGUGGCUUUUCUCUCUAUUCUAAACCAGAAAGAAAAAAAAAGUAAUCCAAAAGAAGGGAAUAUUUUGCAGAUGGAGAUCAUUUGUGAGAGACACUUUUUACCAGAAAAACUUGAUGAUUGCAAAUCAGGAAGAUGAUGAGGGAGAGGAAGAGAGAAAGUAAAUAACUAUUAGAGAUCUUGUAUUAAUUGUUCCCAAAAAAUCUAAUAAAAAUUAUCAUGAAAUGUGAA
Phlebotomus papatasi is the source of this 6045-nucleotide messenger RNA. RefSeq names its product rap1 GTPase-activating protein 1 (gene RapGAP1). Gene Ontology annotation, cellular component: cytoplasm. The transcript has 6 exons. The record is from RefSeq and is a predicted model, not a curated record. Bases 2458 to 4728 code for a protein of 756 amino acids. Gene Ontology annotation, molecular function: GTPase activator activity. Gene Ontology annotation, biological process: activation of GTPase activity; regulation of small GTPase mediated signal transduction. Lineage: Eukaryota; Metazoa; Arthropoda; Insecta; Diptera; Psychodidae.